UCCUGAUAAUCGGCGUACACGCAGUACAUGUCAAUCAAGUUCCCGCCAAAUUUAGCUUUAGUUCUAUGCUAGAAGCUGCCAAACCAGCCAUACAACCUAUUUUUGCAGCUGGUUCUGAUAAAUGUGAAGUGCUGAAAAGUUAUUUCGGCCUAACAUACGAGCAGAUGCAAGGAACCAACUUGACCAUAUUUAGUGAGAAACUGAACAUUGACAGAAUCACCAAGAAUGGUAAUACCAAAUACAAUUUCACGAACAGGUUAAAACGUAUGAUGACGACAGACUCUAUUGCUAUCAUAAUUCAUGGGUAUUUAGAGAAUUCAGAAGGAGUAAUGGUACAAGCUAUAGCCCCAGAAUUGUUGAAAGGGACGAAUUUAAAAGUAUUUGCGUUAGAUGGAAGGAAUGUUAUAGGCCUGGAGUAUAUAACAUCGUCUACAUAUGUGCGUUUUAUGGGAGAGCGGCUGGGAAGCUUAUUGAGUGAUGUCAUAAGACGUGGCCAGAACCCGUCAAAAAUACUUCUAAUCGGCCACUCCCUUGGUGCCCAUAUUGCUGGAGCAGCAGGUCAAAAGGUCCAACAAGACACUGGUCAGCGCAUUGGCAGGAUAUCUGGACUGGAUCCAGCAGGACCCUGCUUUAGUAACGUCAGUCUGGAUGAUAGAUUGGACCCCUCUGAUGCUGAUUAUGUUGAUGUUAUACAUACAAAUGCUGGCAUGCUCGGAAUUAGAGAGGCUGUUGGUCACAAAGACUUCUUUCCAAACAGUGGGGCAAUGCAGCCGGGCUGCAUUUUGCCAAUUUGCGAGCACAGUAGGGCGUGGGAGUUGUAUGCGGAGUCUAUCAAUUCUCCUGAACGCUUUCCAGCAAGAAAAUGUGAGAACUGGACGACAUUUCAAAGCGGUCGUUGCAUGAAAAACGAAGUCGCGUUUAUGGGAUAUAACUCCGAAAGUGGCAGCCCUGGCGUGUACUAUCUAACUACAGGGUCAUCUUCACCGUUUGGCUUGGGAGCAGCUGGUAGUGGUUGAA
Messenger RNA from Colias croceus (clouded yellow), 1017 nucleotides. Its product is annotated as pancreatic lipase-related protein 3-like. The record is from RefSeq and is a predicted model, not a curated record. The coding region runs from base 66 to 1016 and encodes 316 amino acids. Gene Ontology annotation, biological process: lipid metabolic process. Gene Ontology annotation, molecular function: lipase activity. Lineage: Eukaryota; Metazoa; Arthropoda; Insecta; Lepidoptera; Pieridae. The transcript has 5 exons.